Messenger RNA from Ostrea edulis (European flat oyster), 1491 nucleotides. Its product is annotated as quinone oxidoreductase-like. Bases 145 to 1149 code for a protein of 334 amino acids. Gene Ontology annotation, cellular component: cytosol. NCBI's taxonomy places the organism in Eukaryota, Metazoa, Mollusca, Bivalvia, Ostreida, Ostreidae. The record is from RefSeq and is a predicted model, not a curated record. Gene Ontology annotation, molecular function: mRNA 3'-UTR binding; quinone reductase (NADPH) activity; NADPH binding. The transcript is spliced from 9 exons.
CCUACCGGGCCUAUUCACUGGUGGUCCGAAAUCAGCUUUAAAAAAUUUAAAUGCAUGUUCACGCAUAAUGACAACUGCCUUGGCUGCGCGCAAAAGCACAUUUUUUGUUAGAAUGAGGGAUCAAAGCCUCUAACAACAAACAGCAUGUCUGUGAGGUCCUUGGUUAACACAGUAAUGCGAGCCGUGCGAGUAACAGAGUUUGGUGGACCAAAGGUGUUAAAGGUUGACAAAAAUGUUCCUGUUCCCAAAUCUUCAAAUGAUCAGAUUCUGAUUAAGGUACAUGCUGCCGGCAUCAACCCAGUAGAUACGUAUAUCAGAUCAGGAACCUACGCAGUGAAGCCCACCCUUCCAUAUACCCCCGGGAAAGAUGUUGCUGGAGUUGUCGAGGAAGUAGGGUCUAAUGUUUCAAACCUCAAGAAAGGUGACAGGGUGUACAGUAUGGCAGCGACCUCUGGUGGAUAUGCUGAGUAUUGCACAGCGGCAUCAUCAGACACCAAACUGCUUCAUAGUAACCUGACGUACGAAGAGGGCGCUGGUAUAGGGGUACCAUAUUACACAGCCUACAGGGCUCUUGUCAUCAUAGGAGGGGCGAAAGCUGGGGACACAGUCCUGGUACACGGAGCCAGCGGUGCGGUAGGGCUAGCAUGUGCACAGAUCGCUCAUUUCAGGGGUUUGCGAGUUUUAGGAACAGCUGGAAGUCAAGCCGGAUUAGACCUUAUUGCGCGAAACGGAUGUGAUGCCGUUUUCUGUCACAGAGAGGAGGGAUAUGCAACAAAGAUCAUGGAAGCAACAGAAAACGUUGGUCCUCAGAUCAUCAUAGAAAUGUUGGCGAAUGUAAACCUUGAGAGAGACCUGACCAUGAUUGCGAAGAAAGGACGUAUUGUGGUGGUGGGUAACAGGGGCUCUACAGAGAUCACUCCGAGGCUGGCCAUGCAGAAGGAGUGCAUUGUGACAGGGAUGUUGCUGUUUAACGCAACACAAGGCGAAAUGGACGAAAUUGAUGCUGCGGUUGCUGGUGGAAUGAGGGAUGGGUGGAUAAAACCGCACAUAGGAAAGGUUUAUAGCUUAGAGGAGGCACCAAAUGCCCACGAGGACAUCAUCAACAACAAGGGCACGCAGGGUCGCCUAAUCUUUAAGGUUUCCUCGUAGUGAGGCGGGACAGAAUGGGGGCAGGAUACGUACUUACAUGUGUUGGAUGAACGAUAAACUGAAGUUAUUGAUUUCAAUAAUUUGUGCGUGAUUAAUGAGAUUGUAAUGUGCUAUGAUCUCAAGUUGGUCGUGGUGAAAGAUUUGAAAAUGAAGUCUAUGAAUAGUAACUGCAAAUUAUUACUAAUGGUAAUGGACUGGCUUUCAGUUUAACUGGAGUAGGAAGUGCAUUGGCUUAGCCAGUCUGCUACAUCCAUUAUACAUGUAUAUUCAUUAUCAUUAUGAUAAAUGUUAUUUAGAUUGAAUGAAUUCAACCAUUAAAACACAUUCAUUCAUUCAUGUAAA